Messenger RNA from Jatropha curcas, 2136 nucleotides. Its product is annotated as Major facilitator superfamily protein. Gene Ontology annotation, cellular component: membrane. Gene Ontology annotation, biological process: transmembrane transport. Lineage: Eukaryota; Viridiplantae; Streptophyta; Magnoliopsida; Malpighiales; Euphorbiaceae. The record is from RefSeq and is a predicted model, not a curated record. Gene Ontology annotation, molecular function: transmembrane transporter activity.
UUCUCUCCUUAUAAAUUUAGCACAAUCUAUGCCAAUUGCCUCAAUUUCAGCAUAGAGUAAGACAACAAAUACUAGUUUCUCAUCUUUAUUCCAAGAAAGCUCUCUCUUUGUAAGAAAGAAAGAAAGAAAGAAAGAAAGAGAGCGGAAAUGGAAGGAAGAAGGCAUAAUAACAAAGGAGAUACCAAGAGUAGUAGUGCUAUUGUUAGUGAAGAGAAUACUUCUACAAUUGAUUGGAGAGGCAGACCCUCUAACCCUAACAAGCAUGGAGGAAUGAGAGCUGCAACAUUUGUUCUUGGGCUUCAAGCAUUUGAGAUAAUGGGAAUAGCAGCAGUAGGGAACAAUCUGAUAACUUAUGUGAUGAAUGAGAUGCACUUCUCUUUGUCAAGGUCUGCAAAUAUAGUGACAAACUUUGUUGGAACUGUCUUUAUCUUGGCCCUCUUUGGUGGCUACCUUUCAGACUCUUAUCUUGGGUGUUUUUGGACCAUGCUCAUCUUUGGCUUUGUGGAACUGUCUGGUUUCAUACUACUAUCAGUCCAAGCUCAUCUUCCACAACUGAAGCCCCCACAGUGCAACAUUAAUGUAGAACAUAACUGUGAAGAGGCAAAAGGGUUCAAGGCCUUAAUCUUUUUUGUGGCUUUAUAUUUGGUGGCAUUAGGGAGUGGAUGUGUCAAACCCAACAUGAUAGCUCAUGGGGCUGACCAAUUCAACCAAAAUAACCAAAAGCAAUCCAAGAAGCUCUCUACCUACUUCAAUGCUGCCUAUUUUGCUUUCUCCAUGGGUGAACUUAUUGCCCUAACAGUUCUUGUUUGGGUGCAAACACAUUCUGGCAUGGAUGUUGGGUUUGGAGUUUCUGCAGCUGCUAUGGCUAUGGGACUCAUCAGCUUGGUUUCUGGUACUUUAUAUUACAGAAAUAAACCACCUCAAGGAAGCAUCUUCACCCCCAUUGCUCAGGUUUUUGUGGCUGCCAUAUUAAAAAGAAAACAAAUUUGUCCAUCUAAUCCAGAAAUGUUACAUGGAAGCCAAAAUAAUAUGCCAAAUAAUAACAUAAUUGGCAUAUCUUCAGACUCUGGCAAACUUGUUCACACUCAAAGAUUCAGGUUCUUGGAUAAGGCUUGCAUUAAAAUUCAAGACGGGAGUAAUACAAAGGAGAGUCCAUGGAGAUUAUGCACUAUAACCCAAGUGGAACAAGUCAAAAUACUAAUUUCAGUUAUUCCAAUAUUUGCUUGCACAAUUAUUUUCAACACCAUUUUAGCUCAACUCCAAACAUUCUCAGUCCAACAAGGAAGUUCCAUGGAUACCCAUCUUACAAAAUCUUUCAAAAUCCCUCCUGCUUCACUUCAAUCCAUCCCUUAUAUUAUUCUUAUUAUUGUAGUCCCUCUGUAUGACACCUUCUUUGUCCCUUUUGCAAGAAAAUUCACAGGCCAUGAAUCAGGAAUAACCCCCUUACAAAGAAUAGGUACUGGUUUAUUUUUUGCUACCUUUUCAAUGGUUGCUGCUGCUAUAAUGGAGAAGAAGAGAAGGGAUGAAGCCGUCGAUUCGAAUAAAAUAAUAUCAAUUUUUUGGAUCACACCACAGUUCUUAAUCUUUGGAUUAUCAGAAAUGCUUACGGCAGUUGGUCUAAUUGAGUUCUUUUACAAGCAAUCUUUAAAGGGGAUGCAAGCAUUUCUAACAGCAAUAACUUAUUGCUCAUAUUCAUUUGGGUUUUAUUUAAGCUCUUUACUGGUUUCUUUAGUGAACAAAAUUUCUUCAAGUUCUUCAACAAAAAAAGGAUGGCUUAGUGACAAUAAUCUGAACAAAGACAGGCUUGACCUUUUCUAUUGGCUUCUUGCUGUUCUUAGCUUCCUCAACUUCCUCAACUAUCUGUUUUGGGCAAGAUGGUAUUCUUAUAAUCCAUCUUUAUCAAGCACACAGAAGCACGAGACACAAGGAGAGGAUUACUUCAACCAUUAUAGCUUUAAUCCUUCAAAAAGCAUUGGAGAUGAAAGUAUACCUUAGUUAAAUGAAAUAUAUAUAAAUAUAUAGUAUUACUUAUAUACAUAUGAUAGGCAAUGGAAGCUUAAUUGCUUGAAAUUAUCUAUAGGCUUGUAUUAUAAUGUAUAAGUAAAGAAUUAUGAAAUAUGAUUAUUAUUUCCUUUU